Molecule: messenger RNA, 2808 nt
Organism: Chara braunii
Lineage: Eukaryota; Viridiplantae; Streptophyta; Charophyceae; Charales; Characeae
Source: the annotation of a GenBank genome assembly
CUGUCAAACCACAAGAAUUUGGCAGGUCUGCCCGCAGAUCCGAAUUGGUCACCACUGGAAAGCAAGUUGUGAUCAGGCGGGGUCGGCGAGUAAAUGACGAAUGUCGCCGACGUGGUAGAGCAGGUUGUCGGUAAGACAAAGAACCCCGCAAAUAAGCAUCAACACGACGUCGAGAGGAAGGGGGAUUGUGAGGGGGAGAAUGAACGAGCCUGCCGACGUCCCAAUAUGGACAACGAAGAUAAGGGAGGGUCAGCUCUCAGCCGGCAUGGGGAAGAGGAAGAAGAAGAAGAAGAAGAAGCAGAAGAAGACGAAGAAGGAGAAGAGGAAGAAGAAGAAGAAGAAGAAGAAGAAAAAAAAGAAGAAGAAGAAGGAGGAGGAGGAGGAGGAGGAGAUGACAAAGAAGAAGAGAUGCAGGCAAUGAGGGGGGAGAAGGAGAGGGAGGGGGAGAGGGAGAGGAAGGCAGAGGGGAAGCAGAAGGGGAAGGAGGGGGAGAAGAAGGGAGAGCAAUUGCGGCGUCUUCAUAUUGUCACCGCAACUGAGCGCUUUGAAUUACAGCUGAGAGGUAUUGACCAGCAGCUGCUCCAACCAGGUUGUCUCCACGAGAUGAGGUUACUAAAGGAAUCCGCAAUCUAUGCAGCAGCAAAUUUUCCAGGAAGUGAGGAAGGGGAGACGGUACUUAGGAGGGUUAGGACCUUACCCUCACAGCCAGAUGCCCAAAGUUCAGGGAGAAGAACAGAUGGACACACGUAUAUCAGGACAUACUCAACAAGAAGUUUCUCAACAAGGAGGUCAGCAGAAUCAAGCGGGGGGGAUGUGGCUCCUGCAAGAUCGUUCUCCACAGGGGUUACGGAUCGAGCUAUCACUGCUCCAGUACCCCUUCCUAAGGCUGUUUCUAAGGAGCUCCUUCUUGCUAAGAAUGAGACGAGGGCAUCAAAGCAUGACGAGAUACAGCCAGUUGAGGAGACUAUCAAUCAGAAGCGUCAACAACGCCCACAGGUGCUGACGCAUUUGAAGGUUUUGCUGGAAGAGCCUGUUGCAGAGAAAGAUGGGUCAACCAAAGGAGCAGAGAAGCUAAUGGACAAUGCCACUGAAAGGGUCAAAGAAGAUGAGCCAGUCGCAAGUUCAACCGGAAAACAUGCGGAGGAGUCGGAGGUGGCGGAGGAGCCGGCGGUGGCGGAUGCGCCACAGAUGCAGUCAGUGGCAACGGACUGCAAGGACCACUCGAAACUAAAAAGUGCGAGAAUGGCAUGCAAACGGCUCAUGCAAAUGAGGAAUGCGACUAUGGCAUCCAAUAUCAGACUGCGGAAAUUGAAAUGGGUUUUGCUUAGCCAUCGGCGCGUGCUAAUGUGGCAUAUAGGAAGUCUUAGGGAACGGAAUCAUGAGCUGCUUGAACGCAAUCAAGAGCUCGAGACAGUCCUUCAAGAGGUACUCCUACAGCAUGGAGAGGUCCCAAGACUUGAGGAGACACUGCGAAAUGCUGAAAGCACUCAUUUUCCCAUGGAGAACAAUGUCCUUGCACAUGUACAGCAUGGAAAACAGAACGUUGAUGAGAACAGGGCAAGUGGGGAGGAGGAGGAAGGUGGAGCUCGAGGUGGAGAAGAAGAAGAGGAAGGUGGAGCUCGAGGUGGAGAAGAAGAAGAGGAAGGUGAAGAAGGAGCAGACGACAGGGGGGGCAGAGGAGGUGGAGUUGAGUAUCGGGUAAGUUCUCGCGAAGGAGGAGCCUCAUUGGAACAGUACUUGGCUCUGAAGAAAAGGGGAUCUCGCCAGGGGGCAAGUGAAAGAGCUGUCCCCAAGGAGAGGCUUCGAGAGAGGGAAGUACUUUUGCAGGACCUUGUCAGUGCUGGAAGCAAGCUUGCUUAUGGGAAAGAGAGUGUAUCUGGCAGUUUUGUUCAUCAAAGGAUGCAGAUGAAGGCAGAAGCAGGUGAGGGCCAGUCAAUUUCAUGGAAGGAUUGGAAUGGGGCUCGAGGACUUCUGAAGUCGUUAUCGUUUCAGGAACGUCUACUCAAAAGCUCAGAAUCUUUCUCAGAAAAAGAAACAUCGACAUCAAGGACCGAGCGAAAGCAUAGGAGAGGGGGUUCACUCGAAUUCCCACAAGAGACAGAAAAGAUGCCAUUCAAAACACAGGAGGAGAUCUCACCAUCCACUUCUGAAAGAAAUGUUAACACCGUGCCAUCGGUCAGAUAUCGCAGUCAGGAAAUGGCUCGGGAUGAUCCUUUGUACAGAGAGGCGUCAGAAUGGACAGAGCUACGAUCGACAGAAGCCACAUCCGAUGACGGCUCCAUGCAGCUGGAGGACACUGAAGACGAGGAAGACUAUGCACUUGUUCAGAAGGAAAUUGAAUGGCUGAGAUCAUCUCGUGAAAGAGAUCUAACCGAGGUGAACCAGAGGAUAGCAGAUUUAGAGGUCCAACUGUCAGGGGCAAACACCCAGCGACUUGAGGCCUUUCGCGUUUUGAUGGCAAUGAAACUUCAAGCAGAGCAGCUGGCCAUCUUCCUCGCGAACACAACCUCCUCACCAAAGAGUUCUAUGUCUGACUCUGUCUUGAGAAGCACUCGAGCAAAGGCUCUAGAAUUGGUAACGUUGUUUCCUUCUCAGCACUCUCCUCUUCUUCUGGAGCAGCGUAGAAUGGGUUUCCUUUGGGUCUUUGACUCUGUCCAGGUUUUCCUGACUAGUGAUGGCGAGAAAAUAAAGUCACUUCUGGGAAGCUCUGAUUAAUUGAAGGAAAGUUAGGAAACUACGACAAAAACCAAUGCCAGCUAAAGGCACGGAGGCAAAGGCACAAGUUUCGCCGAAAGGUCUUUGAAAUCU